GGCAGUGGGGGCUGAUUGCUCUGAGGGCUUCGCUUGGGGCAUCUCCUGCAGACCCCGUCCCCACCACGGUCACCCCAUGCCCCUUUCUGGCUGCACCCCCUGAGCUUUUCCUGACCGAAGGAAGGCCGGUCCCACCACCCAAAAAUGAGAGGUUUCCAGGGCAGCUCGCUGCUGCUCUGCAUAGUGGCUGCUGCUGCCAUCCCCAUCGUACCCUGGAAGGUGAAAUGCCCUCUGCAGUGCGUGUGCCAGAUCAGACCCUGGUACACCCCGCGCUCUGCGUACCGGGAGGCUGCCACCGUGGACUGCAAUGAUUUGUUCAUCACUGCCGUGCCCGAGGAUCUGCCAGCGGGGACGCACACACUGCUUCUGCAAAGCAACAACAUCGCCAGGCUGGAGCAGAGCGAGCUGGACUAUCUCCGAAACCUCACAGAGCUGGACCUGUCGCAGAACAGCUUCUCUGAUGUUUGGGAUUUCGGCCUGAAGAGCAUGCCGCAGCUGCUCAGCCUGCACCUGGAGGAGAACCGGCUGACCGAGCUGCCCGACAGCAGCUUCCCAGGGUUGGGCAGCCUGCAGGAGCUCUACCUGAACCACAAUCAGCUGCGUAGGAUCGCGCCCCGUGCCUUCGCCGGCCUCGGCAGCCUCCUGCGCCUGCAUCUCAACUCCAACCUCCUGCGGAUGGUGGACAGCCGCUGGUUCCAGAUGCUGCCCAGCCUGGAGAUUCUCAUGAUCGGAGGCAACAGGGUGGAUGCUAUCUUGGAUAUGAAUUUCAGGCCCCUGUCAAACCUUCGCAGCUUGGUGCUGGCUGGGAUGAACCUGAGGGAGAUCUCGGACUACGCGCUGGAGGGGCUGCGCAGCUUGGAGAGCCUCUCUUUCUAUGACAACAAGCUGGUGACCGUCCCCAAAAGGGCUCUGCAGCGAGUGCCCAGCCUCAAGUUCCUGGAUCUGAACAAAAACCCAUUGCAGAGGGUCAGGCAGAGUGACUUCACCAACAUGCUGCACCUCAAGGAGCUGGGACUCAACAACAUGGAGGAGCUGGUGUCCAUUGACAAGUUCGCCUUGAUCAACCUCCCCGAGCUGACCAAGCUGGACGUCACCAACAACCCCAAGCUGUCCUUCAUCCACCCCAACGCCUUCCACCACCUUCCCCAAAUGGAAACUCUCAUGCUCAACAACAACGCCCUAAGUGCCUUGCAUAAGCAGACGGUCGAGUCCCUGCCCAACCUGCAGGAGAUCAGCAUCCACAGCAACCCCAUCCGCUGCGACUGCGUCAUCCGUUGGGUCAACAGCACCGAGACCCGCAUCCGCUUCAUCGAGCCGCAGUCCACGCUGUGUGCUGAGCCCCCCGACCUCAACAGGAGGCACAUUCGGGACGUCCCCUUCCGAGAGAUGGCGGAUCGGUGUCUGCCUCUCAUCUCCACCCAGAGUUUUCCCUCCCGUCUGGAAGUGACGGAUGGUGACAACAUUUCCUUGCAUUGUCGGGCGAUGGCAGAGCCGGAUCCGGAGAUCUACUGGGUCACCCCCUCGGGGAUGAAGUUAAUCCCCUAUGCACAUGACGGACGCUACAAGGUGCACCCCGAAGGGACUCUGGAGAUCAUGGGGAUCUCAGCGCAGGAGGCCGGGCUCUACACCUGCGUGGCCCACAACUUGCUGGGGGCAGACACCAAGAGCAUCACCGUGCUGGUCAACAGCUCCUUCCCGCAUAGCGAGGCCAGCUUGGAGCUGGUGGUGCUGGACAUCCAGCCCUACCACAUCCUGCUCACUUGGAAGCCGCACCUCAACGCCGUCUCCUCCAACCUCACCUGGUCCAGCUUCCUGCUCAGCUCCAGCUUGGACACAACCAACGUCGCUCGCAUCCCGCUGGGGACCCACGCGUACAACAUCACCCGGCUCCACCAGGACACGGAGUACUGGGCUUGCCUCCACGUGGCCUUUGUAGACUUGCAGGCCAAGGUGGCAUGCGUCAACGCCAGGACUAAAGAGGCCAUCCGCCACCACCGCUUCCUCGGGGACAGGCAGUGCCUCCUGACACUGCUGGCACUCAGCAUCCUGCUGCUGGCCAUCGGCCUGGUGGCUCGCUGUGGUUUUGGGGACGAGCCCAGGAGGGCUGGUGAUGCACUAUGGGAUGCAGGGGCAGUGCGAGUGGUUUACCCCCAUCUCGCCCAGCACUGGGCUCAGGGGCCACGCAGCGGGCAGCUCCUGGCUGUGGAGGUGCAGGCGGCACCCCUGGACUCCUGA
This is a messenger RNA of Centrocercus urophasianus (Greater sage-grouse), 2235 nucleotides long. RefSeq names its product leucine rich repeat neuronal 2 (gene LRRN2). Gene Ontology annotation, molecular function: protein binding. The record is from RefSeq and is a predicted model, not a curated record. The coding region runs from base 145 to 2235 and encodes 696 amino acids. The transcript has a single exon. NCBI's taxonomy places the organism in Eukaryota, Metazoa, Chordata, Aves, Galliformes, Phasianidae.